Messenger RNA from Paramecium pentaurelia, 1882 nucleotides. The record is from the annotation of a GenBank genome assembly. NCBI's taxonomy places the organism in Eukaryota, Ciliophora, Oligohymenophorea, Peniculida, Parameciidae.
AAUGGGUAUUGUCAAUAACAGAGAUGUAAGUUUCUUUAAAAAUGGAUAACCAUUGUUUGUUAAUCCAAAUACUUAUAUCAAAAACAACCUAUAACCUAAUGAUUAAAUUACAACAGUAAAUGGAUAACAAAAUAUGGUUAAUCAACCUUAUCGAUAACCAGCUAACACUACUCCAACAUUACCAUAAAAUUUAUAAAAUCAAUCCAAUCCGUAAUUCAAUUAAUAAUUCAAUCCAUAAAUCAGGGCCACAAAUAUAGUAACAAAUUAAGAAUAAACACAAUUUAAGAAUGGAAUGUUAUUUGGAAUAAACCCUUAAUUUGGUUAAUAAUAAAAUUUUUCUUAAAUUAUAUAACCAUCAUAAUUUACAAAUCCAAAACCAUAGUAAUAAGUAUUCUAAUAAACUAUUCCUCAAUCAUAAACAAUUUCACCAAAUAUAAAUUUAUUAGGCUAAAAAGCUCCUCAAAUUUAUAAAUAAGAUGAUGAUAUUUUCGCAUCAUAAAAUUAAUAAUAAAAUCAUUAGGAAGAAGUAGAUAUUUUUGCAACAGAAUUUUAAUUUUCAAAUUAUGAUGAAUAAAGAUUAAAUUAUUUGAAAAACAAAAAUAUUAGUCCAGGAGAUAAAUAGUAAUUAAAGUAUUUAUUUUAGGCUUAAAUUUGAGAGGGAUAAUUAUAUUUUUACUAUAGACAAUUUUGGAGAUGAACUAAUUAUUCAAAAAAAUGAUUAAUCAUUUUAUUUGAAAUUAAAUAGUUCAUUUUAAAUGAAAUAAAAAAGAUAAAUAGAUAUUCAAAGUAAGGAUUUGUUUGAAAAAAAUUUAAUUUUCUAUCUUAAUUAUACUAGAGUGGCAUGGAUUCAACAUUAGGAUAUAUUGGCUGUGUAAUUUAACAACGGCAACAAAAUAUAUUUGAAAUUAUUUAUGGAAUGAUUUCAAAAUUUAAAAUUAUAAUAAAUUAAUUAUACCUAAAAAAUUUUAAAUCCAUAAUUUAUAAUAAAAAUGAGUAUUUGUAAAAAAAUGCUUCUUUAAUAUUGGUAAGGGAUGAUUAUAAAGUUUUAGUGUUAGAAAGAAGCAAAGAAAUCUCAUUUGGAGGAUCAUAUGUAUUUCCAGGAGGGAUUCUAGAAGAAGUAGAUGAUAAAAUAGCUUAAUUCGAUUCAUAAUUAAUUGAGCAAAAUCAUUAAAAAUAUUAUUGUCAUUAAACUCAAGGAUGGUAUGAUUCAUUUUUGAUCGCUGCUAUAAGAGAAACUAUUGAAGAAACUAAUAUAUAAUUAGAUUAUAAAUAAUUAUACUAAAAAAUCAAACCAUUCCUAAGAAUAAUCACACCUCAAAUGAUAUAAAAAAGAUAUGACGCUUAGUUUUUUUUUAAUUUAAAUAAUUAUGAUACCUUAGACAUCAAUAAAAUUGAGAGUACAAGUUAUGAAUGGAAUACUCCUAUUGGAUUUUUAGAAAAAUUUAUUAAAAAUUAAAUAUAAUUUUAAUCACCAAUAUUCUUAUAAUUAUUAAUACUUUAAUAAUUAGGAAGCUAUUAAAAUAUAGUUAAUUAUAUUGAUUCAGGAGAUUAAUAUAAACAUACAUAUCCUCAUGUUUUCUAAUUUAGUAAGUAUAUAUAUUAGUUUUUAUUAGGUAAUAAAUACGUUUUUAAUUAUCCUGAUCAAAAUUAUAAUUUAUAAGAGUUAAUGGAAACAGAAUAAACAGAUUAUUUAAAAAGUGAAUUUAGUGUUAAAUAUAAUCAUAUAGAAAGAUCAGAUUUUAGAUUUGAAUUAGAAGGAAAUUAAAAAAAAUUAACUGGACAUAUAGGAAAAUUUAUGAAUUCACCUUUAGCAUUAUUAUAUGGUUAAAUUAUUAAUGAUAGCUAAUUUAUGAGAUUAAAUAUUAAAGAAAUUAAUUAAUGA